CAAGCGCUGUCAUUUGCGGUGACUUGAAAAGUCGAAUCCCUCUCACUUUUAAAAUGCGGCUAUCACUUCUGCCUUACAUCUUCAUACUUUAUUCAUUCCAAGGCAUUUUAUACGGCCUUCAAGUCAAGUUUUUACCGGUCAUUCUGCGUACCAGGGGUCGUUCGUUGAUAUUCAUCGGAUCUUUAAACCUACUAAGUCUGCCAUGGAUGAUCAAUGCAGUUUGGGCACCGUUCAUUGACUUGUACUUGACAACAUCAACUUGGCUUAGAAUCACUAUCACUGGGAUAAGUACAUCAUUGAUAUUACUGCAUCUGACACAAUACAAUCAGCUCCUAUUCGCUAUUGUAUUGCUGAUACUAAAUGUAUUUUCAUCGUGUCAAGAAUUAGUUAUCGGUAAAAUUUCGAUAUGCAAACUUAAUAACCAUCAAGUUAAGAAGGUGAGCUCUAUUAAAGUGCUAGCUUACAAGACUGGAAUUACAAUUGGAGGCGGUGGAACACUGUGGAUCGCAUCACAUCUUUCAAUAACCUAUCAAGUAUUUUUAUUUGYGGCUGUCAUUUUUAUUUCUUUAUUUCUAUUAUUCGAUGAGAACAGUUCGCGUCAACUGAGAGUUUCUCGAGAUCACCACAACGUCAAACGGGAAGUAAACGUUAGACGACGGAACCCAAUCCUCCAUAAAAUUUAUCACAGCAUUUCACGUGGUUCCAAGUGGUUGAUCGCGUGUUUGCUUGUCUACAAGUACUCAUCUCAUAGUUGUCAAAUGUUGUUUACCAUGGCAUUAGUUGAUCAAGGUAUAGGAGCGGAUUUUAUUGGGUUAAUGUCGGGUGUCGUGGGACAAAUGGUGUCACUGAGUGUUGCUUUGAUAGUUGGCAUCAUUCUCAGCAAAAACAGGUUCUCCCCGAUACAAAUAUUGUAUGCCACCGCUAUACUCGAUAUAUUGAGUGCUGUCGGACAAAUGUGGUUCGUGUUUGGUCAAGAAAAGACAUCCGAGCCUUCAUUUGUUUUGCUGUUAUUCAUUGUUCAGAACGUUGUGCUUGGUGCGCAAACAACACCGGUGUAUUCCCUCAUCAUAACCUAUGUACACAAACACCAGCAACCACUCCAAGCAACACAGUACUCUAUCUACACUACUAUAGAGACUAUAGGAAGCAAAUUUAGCCUGUUUUUAACCGGUUUGUUGACUGAGUACUUAGGCUAUACAAUAACCUAUGUCAUCUCAUUGAUGGUAGCAGUUCUAUUUGUUGCUAUCAUCUUUUGUCAACCAUCUGACCAAAGAACAAAAGACAAAUGAACCAAAUAAUGUGUAGCAUCGCUCUCUAUUUUGAAACUUCCGAAAGGAUAAAUGCUUAAACAAUCUAAAGAAUUACUAAAAAGGAAGUGUAUUUUCACUUUAACUUUCUUUCUUUUUCUUUGCUCGAAGUUUUUCUUUUUUCUUGCUUAACUUUUCAGCGGCUUUUUUCAAUUUGUCGGCAAAUUGUCUGUGCUGAGCGGGCAGCUCGUAGAACGAGAAGGUGAAGGCACUCGAUACUGGAAGCCUAUAAAUCUGAAACCAAAAUAAGAUACGUUAACAGAAGUUUAUUUUAUGAACGCAAAAUAAACAUACAAUACGAAGAAAAGGGUAUUUUACGCUGUUCGUGUAUUCAAUUCCCAAGUGGUUUGUUUCCAUAAAUGUCAUAGAUUCUGUAAAAGACGCCCAAGCAAAUAGCCACCUUCUUGGUCAAGAUUAUCAACACAGGAAGACCAAAAAAGACGAAAAAGUCCGUUUCUCCUUAAGUAGUCUUAGAAGGAAACUAAAAGCACAAGGACCCCGCACUAAUGGCAACAAUUCAUUAUAAUUUUUUUAAUUUUUGAUGAUAAAGUUAAAGAAUGAAAACCAACAACAAACCUCAUUAAAAUUCCAGUUUGUAAA
Exaiptasia diaphana is the source of this 1907-nucleotide messenger RNA. RefSeq names its product major facilitator superfamily domain-containing protein 3-like. The transcript is spliced from 3 exons. Gene Ontology annotation, cellular component: membrane. The record is from RefSeq and is a predicted model, not a curated record. Lineage: Eukaryota; Metazoa; Cnidaria; Anthozoa; Actiniaria; Aiptasiidae. The coding region runs from base 54 to 1289 and encodes 411 amino acids.